AUGGGUUCUGUUUAAUGUGGUAGUUGCCCUAAUCCUUUCAACUGCAAAAAAGACGCCAAUGGCGAUUAUAGCUCUCAAAUUGAUUUUCAAAAUAUCCCAGAAUCUGUUAAAUUUUCAUCCUCAACAAAUAUUAACAGAAUGAAUGCAGCUCACAAGAGGCAAAUGUCAUCUCAAAAUUAGAUGAAAUUGGGUAAUCCUAUACAAGGCCAUAAAAAGGAUAGUGAAUUGAUUUAAAGUGAUGACGCUAACAACAACUAAGGGUUAAGCAAUUAGAAGAAGAAGGAAUUUGUGAUGUAUAUGGGAGACAAGAAGGAAAACUUCGGUAGCAAUGGAAAGGUCUUGGAGAGAAACAGCAUCUAGAAUGUUGAAAUUAAAAUCAUUCCCUUCAAUACACCAGAUUAGAAAAAGACAAGCAAAAUCAUACUUGCCAAUGAACCUCUCCAAAUUGAGAGAAUAAAUACCAACGGGCCUAUGAACUAGAUUAGACAAAUCAACAGUGCUGAUUAUGGAGACGACAAAGUCGAAUUCUAAAAUUAGGAGCAUUAGAAUCUUGGCAGGAAAACUAUAAAUCCUGUUGAGUUAAGAGAUAGAAAACAGGAAAUGAGACUGUAAUUUAAAUAGCAAACUCUGCAUAAGCACAAAGACUCAGAACAGCUACUCUAAGUCAUCAGAAAGAUGUUCAUUGUGGGUGACGAGUCUAGGAUAAAUCCUUCUGAUGUAUAUGAAAAUUCUAAUCCUGGCGUUGGAUGCGGAGAUCUAACAAUAGGAAGAUCUCAGUCCAUUCUUGCUGAUACUGUCUUGGACAGAAACAGAUUUCUAAUAGACAACUUCGAAGUUCUUGAAUUUUUGAGUGUAGGAUCUUUAUCUCAUUCUAUCAAACUAAGAGGCAAAACCUCAGGAGCGCUUUACCUGCUGAAGGUAAUUAGAAAGUUGAAGUACGGGAAAUAACAGAAAAAGGCACAUGCUUACUUCCUCAAGUACAAGGCAGUUGUAAGUUAAUUUUUUGUCUUUACAAAGCCUGGAGUAGGAAUUUCGAACUUCAACUUUCUUGCAAGCUAGCAAGCAUAAACUUGCUCCAAAUUUUCUCAAAUGAUCAAAUUUACUAAUUUUGGCAACCUCCUGAAUUUCAGGCCUGACAGAUUCCAUAAAAGAUAGUACUACUUUGCAGAAUACUUAUCCCCUGAGUAGAUUGAAAUGACUCCAGACCAAUCUAUGAUGCAGGCAGGUGAAUUGUGGAAUAUUGGGGUGAUUCUCUAUGUCCUAUAUCAGGGUGAAUACCCUUUUAAUGGUUUUUCAGAUGAGGAUGUUAUAACUGAAAUCAUAUAUAAACCCAAUAUAUGGAAGCCUCAAUGGAAAGAUGGAAUAGGUCAGCAUGCUAAGGAUUUCAUAUUACUAUUGCUGGACUCGAAUCCAUACAAAAAGGACAAAGGAGUCAUAUUGAAUGAUCCUUACAUAUUAUAACAUUAAACCCCCUCAGAAAUCGUCAGUUCCAAUAGAGUACUAAGUAAAAACAUUUAGGCUAUUUAUGAAAUUCAUGCUAAAGAAUUCUUCAUUGAAGCUGUGAUCACAUAUCUAGGAGUAAAAAACUUUUUCAAAAAAUACUAGUCUAAAGUAAUGGAAAAUCUUCAUCAAUAUGAUUAAAAGAGAAGUACUUUAGUCAACUUAGAUUUACUUAACAAGGCUUUUAUGAGUUACUAUUCUGAUGAACACUCCUAUAAACUACAAUUCUAAGAAAUUUUGGAUUGCUAUUUACAAAACCAGAAAUGUUAAUACUAUCCUUAUAUGGAAGUAGAUGUUAAUAUUUUUUUCGAAACUGUAUAGCAGUUACAGCAAAAGAGAAUAGAUAAGAAGCUUUUGAAGGCAGUUAUUCUCAUGACUUAGUUACAAAGCUAAAUUGAAAUCAAAUAUGAAAGGAUAGAAUAGGAAAUUCAAAUUGAAGUGGCAAAAUACUAGGAAGGAAACAAAUAUCCUUAAUACUACAUUGAUAGGCAAUCUCUUAAAAUGUUUAUUUUCAAGAUAUUUACUCUUGAAGAUAGCAAAUGGGAAGCAUUAAUAAGCCAAGAAGACAGCAGUGAUAUAAGCAAAUUCGAUUUUUUGCAGAUCAGAGAGUUGCUUGAUAAAAUUUUCGCUGACCAGUUUUGA
This is a messenger RNA of Stylonychia lemnae, 2142 nucleotides long. The record is from the annotation of a GenBank genome assembly. NCBI's taxonomy places the organism in Eukaryota, Ciliophora, Spirotrichea, Sporadotrichida, Oxytrichidae.